Molecule: messenger RNA, 3207 nt
Organism: Musa acuminata AAA Group (dessert banana)
Lineage: Eukaryota; Viridiplantae; Streptophyta; Magnoliopsida; Zingiberales; Musaceae
Exons: 3
Coding region: 878-2737 (619 amino acids)
Source: RefSeq, a predicted model, not a curated record
UGCCGCUUGUCGAGAUUGGGAUCUGUUUUCCUUUGUUGUCGAGGACAGAUUUGACUUUUGUGUUCGUUCGUAUUCAAUUUUCUUUUGUUCUUCUUCGAAGAUUUGACAUGAAUCCUUGCUUGGCUCGUGAUGUUUUGUAGUAGCUAUUGUUGAUUCGUCUAUUUCUUCAGCCCCGCUCUUCCUUGCUCUCGAGAAAGCUUAUAACCUCCGGAUUGCCUCGAAGUUGGAAUUCUUUUGCUUCAUAAGUCGUCUUCCCCUUUCUUUAAUUGACAUAACGGGUUGCCCUUUUAAGUAUUGAUGGUAUUUGUUUGUAUUUUUAGCCUCCGAUAUCUAUCGAUUGUUUUGCGAUUUUGUCUGUUGAUUCUGUACUGCGCUUAAGUUCAUGUGUGACUUUCCACGAAAGGAAGGAAAACAUGUUGUAUCGUGAAUACAUAUAAAUCUCGAGAACGCCUCUUUUGAUCCAUAGAAAUAAACCGGAACACAUUCCGGGGCUCGGAGCACUUACAACGCCUGGGUAGCUUCCCCCAUCAGAUCUACGCUUGGGUGCCAAUUUUCCUUUUACAUGCUUGUUCCUGCUGCAGGAGUUGUUGCUGCUUCACUAUUGUUUGAUGACAAUAUUGGCUAAUAAGUAUCAUAUGUUGUUCUGUAACUUGAGCUAUUACUGAGCACCUCGCAUUAGCUUCAAGUUCUGCAGAAUGGACCGCCAUGAUACAUCUGGUUUUGUUAGUGGAGGCUGCAAGCUUUCACUCAAGUAUUUCUGAUUUAGUAUUGUUUUGUUAAAUUGAGUCUUGGAAGACAGGCUAACUGGUUUCUAUCCCAUCAAGUUUAUUGAUAGAGAGGUCCUCUCAAGAUAGCAGUAAUUGACAAGAGCAUUCUGAUGGAUUUUGCUGUUGAUCUCCCCUCUUUAAGUAAAUUUGGCUUUUGGAGUUCUAUGCAAUCAGGAGGUAUCAAAUUACCUCUGGAUUCACAUCCCAGUCUGCAUAAUUCCAACAUAAAAGGGACAAAAAGGAAGUGGAAUGACAAUACUGGAGUUGAAGGUUCAGAAAAUCCAUUACUUGCACUGGGUUUGGGUCAGUCACCAAGUUCCUCAGUGGUCAGCAAGAUGAGCUCAGCAGGUCUUUCCAUCACGUCUUCAGUGAAGGAAACUGACGAGGAAUCCCCUGCAAACCCAGAAUUUAGUUUCAAGCUGCAUAUUGGCAAUGGUUACAAGCUCAGUUAUAACAAGUCAUCAGUUGGUACUCUGAAGGCUCCUCAUACUGUUGAUAUGCUCAAUUUGCAGCUAAGUCUAUCAACAGGGUCUUCUGAGUCUGCUCUAAUAGAUGUCAACACAAUUGCAGGACAGCAUCUUUAUAGUUUUGAGUCUUCUGUGAUUGCAAGUCCGGUGCAGAUUAGUGAGGAAGAAGGAUCAGCAUCAUCUUGCUGGAUAUUUGGGAAGUGUCUUGUUCAACCUUGCGUGCCCAACCCAGAAACAGGUAGCAGUAACUUUCCUCCCCAAAAGAGAAUGCAUACUGAAGCUGAUCCUAUUGCAGUUCUUCCAGACUUCCCAUCAACCAUGACACAAAUGUCGAAAAACCCAGUUGCCUGCUCUUCCGGGAUUUCUGAUUCCCAUAAACGCAACAACAGGACAAAGUACUGUCAGUUCCAUGGAUGUACGAAAGGAGCAAGAGGUGCUUCCAGUUUAUGUAUAGCUCAUGGUGGGGGACGGAGGUGCCAGCGACCCGAGUGCCAAAAGGGAGCUGAGGGCAGGACAAUCUAUUGCAAAGCGCAUGGCGGCGGUCGCCGAUGCCAACACCUUGGCUGCACGAAGAGUGCUGAAGGUCGCACCGAUUACUGCAUUGCCCAUGGUGGCGGUCGGCGCUGCAGCCACCUGAGUUGCACUCGUGCAGCAAGAGGGAAGUCGGGUUUAUGCAUCAGGCAUGGCGGUGGCAAGAGGUGCCAAAUCAAGAAUUGCACGAAGAGCGCAGAAGGUUCCUCGGGCUUGUGCAUAUCUCAUGGUGGUGGCAGGCGCUGCCAUUUCCAUGGAUGUACAAAGGGUGCUCAAGGUAGCACAUUGUUCUGUAAGGCGCAUGGUGGAGGGAAGAGGUGUACAGUUGUGGGGUGUACAAAAGGGGCCGAGGGAAGCACUCCCUUCUGCAAGGGACAUGGUGGGGGGAAGCGGUGCACGUUUCAGGGUGGAGGUGUGUGCCGAAAGAGUGUGCAUGGGGGAACCUCGUUCUGUGUGGCACAUGGUGGUGGAAAGAGGUGUGCUGUCGCCGGGUGCCCCAAAAGUGCUAGAGGGCGGACUAGUUUCUGUGUCCGCCAUGGCGGGGGCAAACGGUGCAAGUUCGAAGGAUGUGGGAAGAGCGCACAGGGGAGCACCGAUUUUUGUAAAGCGCAUGGGGGAGGCAAACGAUGCACAUGGAGUCAAAUGGGCUCAAAAUUUGAUGUUGGCGAGACGCUCUGUGAUAAGUAUGCUAGGGGCAAGACUGGUCUCUGUGCUGCACACAGCGCCCUGGUGCAGGACCACUGUGUUCAUGGUGGGGGAAUGCUUGGACCACCUACCACACAGUAUCCAGUGCCUGUUAAACUUGAGAAGAUGAAUGACGUUGCUGCUGAAGAAGAGACCUUUACAAAGCUGGAGUUGAAGAAAGUAGUACAUUCUGCGCUACAGCAGUCCGGGUCUUCUGGUCCAGAGGGCAGGGUGCGUGGAGGGGGUUUGGUUGGGAUGAUCGCAAGUAGUUCAGGCUUUUGGGAUUAACACGGGAGAUCAGGGAACUGCAGUUACUUCAGAUUCGGGCGCCCCACGCACUGCAGCCUACCUGCGGAUGUAAUGGCAAGGGAGUAGUAACUCAUGGUUUGACUUGAUAUAUUGAUACGUGUUUGUGGUACUUGUUUGUACUUGUUUGGUUGGGAUGAUCGCAAGUAGUUCAGGCUUUUGGGAUUAACACGGGAGAUCAGGGAACUGCAGUUACUUCAGAUUCGGGCGCUCCACACUGCAGCCUACCUGCGGAUGUAAUGGCAAGGGAGUAGUAACUCAUGGUUUGACUUGAUAUAUUGAUACGUGUUUGUGUGUGUUGUGUGUGAGGAUUUGCUAUUUAUGUGGAACCCAUGUAAGAUCUGGACAUCCUUCCUUUGUUCAGAGAGACGAGGGGAAAAUGUAUAGCUGAACCUCGGUAGUGUUGCUACCCUUUUUGUUGUGAUCAUAGUGAACAUUCAAUUUUUCUUCUA